Messenger RNA from Dermatophagoides farinae (American house dust mite), 2653 nucleotides. NCBI's taxonomy places the organism in Eukaryota, Metazoa, Arthropoda, Arachnida, Sarcoptiformes, Pyroglyphidae. The record is from RefSeq and is a predicted model, not a curated record.
AUACACGCUGUUUUUGGGAUUUUUCUCUGUUUUUUUUAUUUUUCUUUUUGAAAUAUAUUGAUUAUUGAACAACAACAAUGAGUUCAAUUAAGAAACGUAAACAUCCAAUUGUUGAUAACAGUGAUGAUGAUGAUGACAAUGAUCGUGGCGAAAACAAGUUAAUUCAAAGUUCCAAAAUACGUGAAUCUAAAAAUGGGAAAAAAUCUGCACCUGAACAUGGUAAGAAAAAAAGAAAACGUAUUGUUCUGAUGAUAAGUAGUAGUGAUGAAGAUGAAGAAAAAAAAGAUGAAGUAAUCGAUACAAAAAUUACCGAUUCAAUUAAUGAGAUUAAAAAAGAUGCUAAAAUUCGUGCACGAAAAUUGGCUGCCGGUACCGUCGAUAUAGAAAAUGAUGGUAAAUCAACAUCGAAAAAAACAUCAAAAUCACCAAAAAUUACUCCACCAAAUCAAAGAAAUAAUAUUUUGAAUUAUUUUAAACCUAAAAAUAUUGAUUCGAAUGCCGAAAAACAAGUGAUUAAAAAACAAUCGAAUGAAAAAAUCAUUGAAACAUCGACAAUCAAAGAUGAUGAAGGUUAUACGUAUACCACGGUGAAACCAUAUAAUAAAUCAAGUUUACCGCCAAUAAUGGAUAAACAACAAAAAAGCUCCAAUGAUCAAAUAAAAGAAUCGAAUAAUAAAAAUUCCAAUCACAAAGAUUCGACAAAAAAAUUGGCAGCUAAAACCGAGAACGAUGAUGAUGAUGAUGAUGAAAAUAUGACAGCAAUUAUAAUCAGAAAAUCAUCAAAACAUCAUGAUUCGCCGCAAAAAUCCAAAAAUAAUCAGCUUAACAACAACCAUAACAAUGAAAAAAUUGAUAAAAUCAAAGAAUCACCUUUGAAAAGUAAUAAAUUGUCAAAAGUAGAACCGACGAUGAACGAACGAGAAAAAUCAGAACCAAAAAACUAUGGUGAAAGUCUGCCAAGAAUUGUUGAACAACAAAGAGUUUCCGAAUUAUGGGUUGAUAAAUACAAACCAACCAGUGUGAGACAAAUAAUCGGUCAACAAGGUGAUCGUAGUUCCUUAAAUAAAUUGAUUAAAUGGCUACGAAAUUGGCAUUCGAAUAUGGAUAAAAAACCUGGAUUCGGUAAAUGGGGACCUGAUGAUGGUGCAGGAUUUCGUGCUGCAUUACUUAGUGGUCCACCUGGUAUCGGUAAAACUACUACAGCACAAUUAGUGUGUAAAGAAUUACGAUAUGAUUAUCUGGAAUUGAAUGCAUCGGAUCAACGAAAUAAAAAAUCGUUACAUGAAAAUGUUCGUGAUUUAUUGAAAAAUACAAAAUUGACGGAUUUUUUCAAAUCAACCACCGUUUUUGAUGAUAAAAAAUCUACGGAUAAUGAACAAAAACUUACCGCAAGACAUUGUCUAAUAAUGGAUGAAGUAGAUGGCGUUUCCGGCAAUGAAGAUCGUGGCGGUGUUGCCGAAUUGAUACAGCUAAUCAAAACGACAAUGAUACCAAUCAUUUGUAUAUGUAAUGAUCGUGGUGAUCAAAAAAUGCGUUCAUUAGUUAAUUAUUGUUUUGAUUUACGAUUUCAUAAACCAAAAUUUGAACAAAUAAGAUCAACAUUAUUGUCGAUUGUAUUUAAAGAAAAAUUGAAAAUCGCUUCAGAUGUUUUAGAUGAUUUGAUUGUAUCAUCCAAUUUUGAUAUUCGUCAAUGUAUUCAUAAUCUUUAUUUAUUGGCUACACAAUCAUCAUCAAAAGUUUCGGAAUUGAUCAAACAGCAAGAACGGCCUAUCAAGGAUGUUCGAUUGACACCAUUUGAAGCGAUAAAAAAAGUAUUCAUCACUGGUCGAGAUUAUGCUAUGAUGUCUUUGGAUGAAAAAUCGAAUCUAUUUUUCUGUGAUUAUUCAAUAAUGCCGUUAUUUGUUUAUGAGAAUUAUAUUUCAAUUAAUCUAUCAAGUAAACAACGCAGUGUUGGUAAACAAUUGAAACGUUUAUAUAAAUCAAUCGAUGCUAUAUCCGAAUCGGAUUUAAUUGAAAAAGAAAUUCGUUCAAAUCAAUCAUGGUCAUUAUUACCAUUGCAAGCGAUAUUCUCGACAGUAAUGCCUGGCGCAUAUAUGCGUAGUGAAAAUGGUCUUGGUUUUCCACAAUUUCCACAAUUUAUGGGCAAAUUAUCUACGACAAAUAAAAAUAAUCGUAUCACCGAAGAAUUAGCAUCACAUAUGAAAUUAUCGGUGAAUGGAUCAAAACAAUCGAUCGUAAUGGAUUAUUUGGAACCGAUAAAAACAAUUAUUAUUGAUUCAUUGAAAAAUUUGGAUAAAGAAUCUGCAAUUACGAAUGUAAUCGAUUUAUUGGAACAAUAUUCAUUAACAAAAGAAGAUAUGGAUUCAAUAUUGGAAUUUUCUUUAUGGGCAGGUGAACAGGAUCCAAUGAAAACAAUUGAUUCGAAAAUAAAAGCAGCUUUAACACGUUCUUAUAAUAAAAAAGAUUUUGCAUUACCAUAUGCACGUGAUAAUGAUUAUAGAAAUGUAACUACGAAAUCAAGUGGAAAGAAAGGAAAAGGAAAAAAGAAUAAAAAUGAUUUGGAAUCAUCACAAGAUGAAUCAUCAGUGAAUAAUGAUGAUGAUGAUAAUAAUGAUAAUGGUCUAACAGGAAUUAUGGAUUUUUAUUGAAUACA